UUCCCAUACACCACGCACUGCCACAUCUACAUAUAGAGUAAUCAUACACAUAUACACACAAUGGUAUCAUUCAAACGCAUACCUAAUAUAUGUAUUACCACAUAUAUAUCAGUUUUCUUGACAUUCACCAGUCUUGUUUCAGCAGUCCCAUUAACCGUUGGUGAUAAGGAUAGUACCUGUGCCGCAGCAAAAGUAGUUGCUGAUGGUAUUUGGAACUAUUAUGAAGGAUUAAAAUAUGGUGGUGUAGUUGGAAUGUUUGCUCCUCCAAAUUAUUGGUGGAAUGCUGGUGAAGCAUUUGGUGGUCUCGUCGACUACUACACAUUCUGUGAUCCAAACAAUGAUACUUUAAAGGACCUUAUUUUCAAUGGAAUGUAUCACCAAGCAGGUGAGAAUUACAAUUACGUUCCUUCUAAUCAAUCCAUGACUGAAGGAAAUGAUGACCAAGGUGUUUGGGGUAUGGGUAUUAUGCAAGCUGCUGAAAGAAAUUUCACUAAUCCCGAGGAUCAUAGUUGGAUUUCUUUAACUCAAGCUAUUUUCAACACCAUGAAUGCAAGAUGGGAUACAUCCCACUGUAAUGGUGGUCUUAGAUGGCAAAUUUUUACUUGGAAUUCUGGUUAUAACUAUAAGAAUUCCAUUGCCAAUGGAUGUCUUUUCCAUCUUGCGGCAAGAUUAGCAAGAUAUACCGGUAAUAGUACCGUGUACCUUGAUGUAGCUGAAAAAGUUUGGGAUUGGAUGGAUGAAGUUGGAUUCCUUACUGAAGAAGAUAAUGGAAAUUUUAGAAUUUUUGAUGGGGCUAAUGUUGAAACCAAUUGUACUGAUGUCACCCAAUUAAGAUGGUCGUAUACUUAUGGUAUUUUUAUGGCCGGAUGUGCUUAUUUAUACAAUUUUACUGGAGAUACAAAGUGGCAAACAAGAGCUAAUGAAAUUGUGGAGGCUUCUCUUAGUUAUUUCUUCCAAAACAAAAUUAUGACUGAAACUACUUGUGCUCCAUUCAACAAAUGUAAUAACGAUCAGAGAUCUUUCAGAUCACUUUUCGCAAGAUGCCUUGGUUUAACUACGUUACUCAUGCCAGAAACCGAAUCCGUAAUCGCACCUUAUUUGGAAGCCUCCUCUGCAGCUGCUGCCCAAUCAUGUUCUGGUGGUAGUGAUGGUGUUACUUGUGGUGAAAAUUGGGCCGCUAAUGGAUGGGAUGGUGUUUAUGGAUUAGGAGAACAAACUUCUGCAUUGGAAGUUUUGAUGUCCUUAAUUGUCCAAGAACCAUUGUCGGUGAAGACUGGAGGUAGUAACAAAACCGAUUUUGAUGCAGGUACCAAGGCCAAAGAUGCCAUCAAUAAGAAUGAAAUUGUUGUUACUGGUAAAGAUAGGGCUGGUGCUGCCGUUUUAACUGCUGUUGUUUUAGCUGUUAUCUUAGGUGGAGCUAUAUGGAUGAUCUUCUAAAGCGAUUCUACAGUACUUUAUAAGUUUUCACUAUAGUUUUUGUUUUAUAUAUAUAUAUAAAGUUCUAUUACUGAAUUAUUUCUUAGUGUCAAGUAGACAGUAACAAGUUCCUUCCUUGU
This is a messenger RNA of Spathaspora passalidarum NRRL Y-27907, 1556 nucleotides long. It is a transcript of the gene DFG5, whose product is annotated as putative mannan endo-1,6-alpha-mannosidase. Lineage: Eukaryota; Fungi; Ascomycota; Pichiomycetes; Serinales; Debaryomycetaceae. Bases 61 to 1437 code for a protein of 458 amino acids. The transcript has a single exon. Gene Ontology annotation, biological process: fungal-type cell wall biogenesis; budding cell bud growth; carbohydrate catabolic process. Gene Ontology annotation, molecular function: mannan endo-1,6-alpha-mannosidase activity. The record is from RefSeq and is a predicted model, not a curated record.